CACAAAAUGGCGGCAAUGGCGGAAGAGCAACUUUAGCUGUCAACGACAAUUGUUGAAACAAAAACCGUGUCUGAUGUGAAAAACAAAAGCGAAACGCUUGAAAUGGCUUCAAAGGAAGCUAAAGCACUAACCACUGAAGCUAAUCAGAAAGCUGACUUGAGCAAAAAGCGAAAGCGUUCUGCUCCUGACUUGGACUUGUUUUCGUAUGACAACCAGAUCAACUUGACUUUUUCUUAUUCUACAAAGUCCGCUAGAAUACCAAUAACUAUAGACAGCUCUGAUGAAGAUGAUGAUGAUGAUGAUGAUGUUGAUGAAGAUGGUCCUCAAGAGUUCAAGAGAACUAUUGACGAUGAUGAUGAUAUAUUGGAUGACAGCUUCAAUGAUGACAGCCAAGAAAUACAAAACAUUGACAGUGAUGACGACAGUAGUGUAAAUAAAAGUAUAAAUGUUAGCCACAAAAGAUCUCCAUCACCACCUCCUCCUCCUCCAUCUCAAGCUGAGCUUCUCAGAGUUCAGAGACAAUUAAAAGCAAAAAAUACAACCAGGGAAUUUGAACAUGCAUUUGACUCACUAAAAGAAGCGGUUGCUGCCGACUCCAGCUCUCCCGCCACACCACCAGUAAACCGUUCAACAGGAGUUAUCAUUUUGGAUGAUAUUGAUACUCCAGUUCUUAACAGAAACAGUGUUGAUCGUAAAGUGGAUGUCAAAGUGAGAACAAGCUCUGGGAUUAAAAAAUUUAACAUGAAGGCAGGAGACAAGUUUGAGUUUGUAAUAAAUGAGCUUGCCAAAUCACAAAAUGUUCCUGUAGAAAACAUCUUGUUGUCACUUAAAGACGUCAACAUAAUGCCAGAUGAUACGCCAUUAACAAAGGGUGUAACAGUAGCAGAUAUUGUAGAGUGUGUAAUUAUGGAUUCAUGUGCUGCUGUGGAAGAGGAGGAUUACAUAGAAAUCAAAGUGCAGGGCAACACUGUGACAUCAAGAAAAACCUUCCAAGUUUCUAAGAGCCAACCUCUAGAAAAGCUUUUCAAGGAAUAUUCUGAGUUUCACCAGCUACCAAGAUCAAAACUUAAGUUUCUUUUUGAUGGCGACUCUCUGACAGGCAGUGAAACGCCUGUAGAUCUCGAUAUGGAAGAUGAAAAUGUUAUUGAUGUGACAGAAAUUUCUUGAGGUCCGUAAUGUGCAGCUAAUUUGAAAAAGGUAGAAUAAUAUUAUAUAGGAUUGCAUAUACCUCUUAGUAAUAGCUAUAGCUUUUUUGUAAAUAUUUAACCAUGUGUAUAUUCAGCAUUUUCUAUGCUCUUGUUUUGCUCUUUUAGAUCAUUGUAUAGUUCUCACUAGCAGCAAAAUAAACAUGGCCACGCCAUGAGACAGAUAAUGUAAGCUAUAAUGAUAGCAUUCCAGUUGACACCUUAGAUACAUAACUUGUGUUAACAUUUUUUCCAUUAAAUUAUCCAUAUCUGUCAUCAGUA
Molecule: messenger RNA, 1466 nt
Organism: Actinia tenebrosa (Australian red waratah sea anemone)
Lineage: Eukaryota; Metazoa; Cnidaria; Anthozoa; Actiniaria; Actiniidae
Product: NFATC2-interacting protein
Biological process (GO): cytokine production; positive regulation of transcription by RNA polymerase II
Molecular function (GO): protein binding
Source: RefSeq, a predicted model, not a curated record